AUUGAAAUCAAGCAAAUUGUGUUGUGCUUUCGUUUCAUUUCGAUUCAUUUGUUUGACAGCCACAACUAAUAUUUACUACACAAUCCACAUGGAUUCCCUUAGAGAUCAAGAGUCUGGCCCAGAGUUGAGCUCCAGUGAGGAUGACCUACGAAACAGUCGCAAUCGUCGAAAUGCUGUGCACUAUGCAUCCAUCGGUGACUUUCUAUCAAGUCUCAAUAUCAGCGAUACGGCCCUUGCCUCACUUCAGGGCCUUAAGACACUGAGCCUGGAGCACUAUAAGAAUUGUAUGCAGAAUGGUGAGAUGCCACCCGGCGACAUGGACAAGAUGAGUCCGGACGAGGAGUCAUCUCCCAUAGAGAUGGUGAUGGAGGUCAAAGGCGAGACGACGGAACAACUGUCGCACAAGCAUGAUUUCCUGGAAACGGGUAUAAACAACGUUGCUGAUGCCAAAAACUAAACUUCAAUUAUGGAAAAGAGCCAAUGAUCCCCGUGUCUUGUUCUCUGUAUCCCCGUAUGCAUUGUGUCAGUGGCUUUUAAUUUCAACAUUUGGCGCUAUCCUGAUUCCUGUGACUAUAAUCAACCUCGCACUUAUAUUAAAUGUCCUAAAUUCGAAAACAGUUGAUCUCUUCUUUCGAUCAGAUCAGCUUUUACUACUCUCAAGUGAAUCCUUAUCUGGUAUAUACAGACAAAUAGACUUUUAAUUAUAAAUCGAUCUCAAUGAACAAAUAUAUCUACCUACCUACACACAAA
Molecule: messenger RNA, 750 nt
Organism: Drosophila willistoni
Lineage: Eukaryota; Metazoa; Arthropoda; Insecta; Diptera; Drosophilidae
Exons: 1
Coding region: 89-457 (122 amino acids)
Source: RefSeq, a predicted model, not a curated record